This is a messenger RNA of Guillardia theta CCMP2712, 1548 nucleotides long. RefSeq lists its product as hypothetical. The transcript has 3 exons. The coding region runs from base 1 to 1548 and encodes 515 amino acids. Lineage: Eukaryota; Cryptophyceae; Pyrenomonadales; Geminigeraceae. The record is from RefSeq and is a predicted model, not a curated record.
AUGUCACGGACGCUGCUCUCUCCUCAUAGCCUGGACGUUCACUGCUCGAGAUCUCUCCGUGCCCAGAAGCAUCCUCUGGCGACCUUCUUCGUUGAGGCGCACGACUUCGUUCAUAAUGCUGGAGCGAUCCUCUACCGUCGUGUGAGGGCUCCUGCACCGGCUGCAGAUGGCGCGGCGAUCCCACCUGCCCCGGCUGCUGUGCCUGAUGAUGCAGGACGCCCCCCGGCAUCUGUGGUACACAUCCCUGGUUUGCGCGCUCUCGUCGACUCGUCUCAUGAGCACUUUAUUGCUCCGCCUGCGCAGCGAAAUGUGACCCCUCUUGUCAUGCGCGUCUUCCCUCGCCAUGUGCAUGCUCGCGCUGCGCUGACCGAUCAGCAGCGUGAUAUCCUCACCUUGCACAGCCGCAGGACACACUCGCUCAAGUCGCAGGAUAGGGUCUUGACAGUGCAGUCUACCAUCUUCGCUCAUUUUCCUGAGCGUGACCUGAGCCACUCUCCGAUGCGAGUCUCGAGCUACUACCCCCUCAAGGCCUUCCCGCACCGCUAUGCUCAGAUGCUCGACUGCUAUCUCCAUGGCAUGCCGAUCUGCCAGUGUCCGACGGAAUGUGAUGGAUGUCAGCGCGAGCUCGAUCCCUCUGUUGCUGCACAUCAUCUCCAGACCUGCAAACGCCGAUCCUCCAAGCUUCCCACGGCGCAUGACAACCUUACUCGUACGAUUCGGUCGAUGCUGAACGAAGCUGGUCUUCAGAGCGUCAUCGAUACAGUGGGGGAUCCUCGUUCUCGACGGCAGGUACCCUCCCAUCCUCAUGGCCGCAAGAUGAAGGGCGAUAUCCACAUCCCUGGAAUCCGCGAUCGAGGGUCCGAGCAGUACGAGGGCUUGAUGGCGGACGUGACGUUGCGCUCGAUGCCUCUUGAGGAUGCGGCGUUUGGUCGGCACUUCGUGCCUGAUGACGGACCUGCUGCUGAGCUGACGCUGGAGGCGCUCUUGUCUGGUGCGAGGCGCAUGACGCCCUUGCGGGCGCAAGCACUUCUCGAGCCAGAGGACAGCUCCUCCUCGGACUUUGUCGAGUCGCCUGAGGAGGAGUCUUCGCCGGAGGUCUCCGACUCCGAUGGGGGAAACACGUCGAGUGGCGCCGACGAUCGGCGCGGAGCUGGCGAGGCGUCUCCGUCCCUCACUGUGACGUCGGGUGCCUCCGGAGAGCUCGACACCACUGGGGUGCUUGCUGCUGGUCCGAGCUCGCCUGCUUCCUCCCCGGCAUCGGUCGGGUCACGCCGGUCCUUGGGCAUUGCUGCGGCGUCGCCGCCGUCACGGGCGGCUACCACUGACUCGGCUACCGCUGACUCGGAGGCUAGCGAGGAGGACUACCUCGAGCGGUACCGUGUUCCUGUGUCCAGCCUCCCUCCGUCCGCUGCCCCAGGCGGACCCCCGGGCAACGCCGGCUCCUUGUCGGCGGCUGCCCUUGCUCCGUCCGCGGCCGCCCGCUUUGUGGCGGCAGCGGACGUCUCGACUGACAGUGGUCAGUCGGCUGCCUCCGGGUAUCGCGUCUAA